CGAGUGAGCCGGGGCAGGAGCGUAGGAGGCGGAGAAGGAGCCCUCCGCCAGCAGCCGAGAGCGAGAGCGGGAGGGAGGCAGCCAGCGCGCACGCUGAUUAUCCUGUUGCCCGGGAGGAAGUGGGGGAGCCGGCGCUCGCCUCGGGGUCAGCAUGGCUCGGGAGGCUGCGCCCCGGGUUUCGCCGCCGGGUGGCUCGCCCGGGAGGGGACGCCGCGAGCGCCGGGGGAGAGAACAGAGAUGCCCUGUAUCCAAACUCAAUAUGGGACCUUGCUUCAGAGCGCAGGACCCUGUGAGCGCUACCCAGCAGACCUCUUGACCCCUGAGCUUGGCAAACCCACCAUGGACCUAGUGAAUACAGAGAUCACAGCCACUGCCACCUCUCUGCCCAGCUUCAGCACCUUCAUGGACAAUUACACAGGUGAAUUUGACGCUUUCCUCUACCAGAUCCCAGCGGCCAACCCCACCACCACGUCCUUCAAGCUGGAGGAUUUCCAAGUGUACGGCUGUUACCCCGGCCCUUUCAGCAGCCAACUGGAUGAGACCAUGUCUUCAAGCGGCUCUGACUAUUACGGCAGCCCGUGCUCGGUCCCUUCUCCUUCCACGCCAAGCUUCCAGACUUCCCAGGGGCCCUGUUGGGAGAACUCCUUUGGGGCCUAUUCCCCCACUCACACUUACGACAGCAUGAGGCCCUGGGUGCCAACAGCAGCAGCAACAACAACAACGGAGCCACCCAAAAGCAGUUCUGCCCAACCUUCCUAUUUCUCCUUUGGCCCCUCAGCGCACAGUCCUGGGCUCCCCCCACAGAGCCCCCUGAAGAUGCAGCCGCCAGGCCAGCAACACUUGGUGGACGGAGAUGUCUUCUCGCUCCCACAGACCUCCCCAGCCAUGAGUUUUUCCCCCUUGCCACUCAGCCAGGCCUCGCCGGUCCUGGACGGCUCCGGCUUGAUGGACAGUUCCCUUUCUCCAAGCAAAGCACGGAGCCCCGGGUCCAACGAGGGGCGGUGUGCGGUGUGCGGGGACAACGCAUCAUGCCAGCAUUAUGGUGUCCGGACCUGUGAAGGCUGCAAGGGUUUCUUCAAGCGCACGGUACAGAAAAACGCCAAAUACAUCUGUCUAGCCAACAAAGACUGCCCUGUGGACAAGCGGAGGAGGAAUCGGUGCCAGUUCUGUCGUUUCCAGAAGUGCCUUGCAGUGGGAAUGGUCAAAGAAGUGGUGCGGACAGACAGCUUGAAAGGCCGGCGUGGUCGGCUGCCCUCCAAACCCAAACAAGCUCAGGAUGCUUCUCCGGUCAGCCUCAUCUCCUCCCUCGUGAGAGCACACAUAGAUUCCAUCCCCAGUGCUACCAAGCUGGACUAUUCCAAGUUCCAGGAGUCCGUCUCGUACCAAUUUGAGAAGGAGGACUGUGUGGACGUGCAGCAGUUCUACGACCUGCUGACAGGCUCCAUGGAUGUGAUCCGGAAAUGGGCAGAAAAGAUCCAAGGCUUCCUAGAACUUCCAAAAGAGGAUCAAGACCUUCUUCUGGAAUCUGCUUUUCUGGAGCUCUUCAUUCUCCGGCUAGCAUACAGGUCCAAGCCAGAAGAAGGCAAACUGGUCUUCUGCAACGGGGUGGUGCUGCAUCGUAUGCAGUGCGUCCGAGGCUUUGGGGAAUGGAUCGACUCCAUCAUUGAGUUCUCCCAGAACCUCCACCGCAUGAACAUUGAUGUGCCCUCUUUCUCCUGCCUUGCAGCACUUGUCAUAAUCACAGACCGCCAUGGACUGAAGGAGCCAAAGAAGGUUGAAGACCUCCAGAACCGCAUUGUCAGUUGCCUUAAAGACCACGUGACUUCCACCACCAAUGAGCAGGUGCAUCCAAGCUGCCUGUCCAAGUUGCUCGGCAAGCUCCCUGAACUACGCACUCUGUCCACUCAAGGCCUACAGCGCAUCUUCUACCCAAAGCUGGAGGACCUGGUGCCCCCGCCUCCCAUUGUGGACAAAAUAUUCAUGGACACCUUGCCUUUCUGAGGAACUAAAUACAGGGAAGCUGCCAUGGAACCUAUGGUGCUUUCUUCCAAGAGGGCAUCGGUUGGUUGGUUGGUUGGUUGGUUUUUCCACCUUCACUGUCCCCAAGAUGGGGAGAAAAUGGUGGAGGGAAUUCCCCUGAUGACCCUCCAUCCGGAGGGGAGAUUUCAGGAACAUUUCCAGAGACAAGGAUGGGGUAACUUUCAGUCCAGUGUUUGGAUGCGGAAGACUACUAGCACCAUACACUCCUCCUCUUUCCCCCCGUGCUGAAGCUUAGAGAUUACUGGGACAUUGAGAAUCACCAUGUAAUUCUCUCUGAACUUGCGGUAAUGUCUUGGAUUUU
This is a messenger RNA of Pogona vitticeps (central bearded dragon), 2341 nucleotides long. RefSeq names its product nuclear receptor subfamily 4 group A member 1 (gene NR4A1). The record is from RefSeq and is a predicted model, not a curated record. Gene Ontology annotation, cellular component: transcription regulator complex; nucleus. Lineage: Eukaryota; Metazoa; Chordata; Lepidosauria; Squamata; Agamidae. Gene Ontology annotation, molecular function: nuclear glucocorticoid receptor binding; RNA polymerase II cis-regulatory region sequence-specific DNA binding; nuclear receptor activity. Gene Ontology annotation, biological process: regulation of transcription by RNA polymerase II; cellular response to corticotropin-releasing hormone stimulus.